AUGGGACCUGAGAAUAAUAGUGUUGAUACAUUACUGUAUUUAUCAAAAGUUUUAACAAAGAAUAAAAAGAGAACAAUAAAAAUAAUUAGCUUUUUAGGUGUUAUGCUUUUGUUUGUAUCAUGUGAACUAAUAAUUAAUGGAGAAUGCUUUAUAACUUAGAAAAAUAAUUUGGAAUUUUUAGUUAUUGAUAGUAUCAUGUAUUUUGGAAUUUUUGGGAUUUGUUUCUUUGAAUUAAGAAUUUAGAUAAAAAAAAUGAAUAAGAAAUAUAUAAAUUAAAUCAGAAUGAGGGCAAUAAUAUAUGGACUUAGUAUCUACAUAAUUUUUGUAAUCAUAAUUAUAUGUCUAAGUCUUUAUCAUAUUUUAGUGCAAUCAUUUUUUUUUUUCUUUUAUUUUAAUGAAGAAUGUUUUUACCUAAAAAAUAAAACUUAAUAUUUUGUACCUCUGAAAAUAACGAUAUUUUGUAUAUUCAUUAUAGUAGAAAUUGUUAUUAUAUUCUUUUUAAAAUGGGUUUUUUAGUAAAGUUUUAAAGCUUUUAUUUUUCCUUAUAAAUCUAGAAGAACUCUUUUAGAAUUUAGAUCUGAAAGUCACGAUAUUGUACCAAUAAUUAAUUAAAUUUAAGCUUGUUCACCUUGA
Molecule: messenger RNA, 633 nt
Organism: Paramecium primaurelia
Lineage: Eukaryota; Ciliophora; Oligohymenophorea; Peniculida; Parameciidae
Source: the annotation of a GenBank genome assembly